GUCAGACUGAGCAUGCGCACACGCUACCUCUGUUCUUCCUCCUCCAAGUUGAUGAGAAUGGUGGACGAAGCGCGCUGGUCGUUGUAGGUUAGAUAAAGUAAACUUCAAAAGCUGCACACAAGUUCACGCCGUUGAUCAAAUUACAUGGAAGAUACUGGCCUGCAACUCUCAGACGACACUAUUACUGGAAUGCUGGACACUGAAUCCCCUGCAAUGGAGAGCAAUGGGGAUGCCUUUCUUCCGGACCUUCCUGUUCUAGGCCAGGCAGCUGAAUGGUCCAUGGACCAAGUGGCUCCAGAGUCACUCUCAAACAUUUUGCCUGAAGACUCUGAUGCGUCCCAAGAUGUUCCCGGGCAAGAGCAGCAACCCAGUCAAGAGGCCAAGUCCACAGAGCUGGCAUCUGUGGAGAAGGCUGUGGAGCAGUUUCAGCUUGCCAGUGCUCAGCUCUUCCAAGGGGAGCAGCCUCCACCUCCACCACUGCCCCAGGAAGAGGCAGAGACUCAGCAACCCAACCAGGAGAUGGGUGUCGCACCAGAGCCUCCUCUACAAGAUGGCAUUCAAGAUGGGACUGAGGCAACGCAGGCGACAGAGGAUGGCAUGGAGCUGGAAGAACCAUCCAAAGAAACACAAGAAUUAACUGUUCCUGCAGAGCCAGAGCUGCCCUCCGAGUUUGAAAAACUGUUCAAAGGGUGUGAGGAGAACCCAGAAGAUUUCAAUGGCUGGGUCUACCUGCUUCAGUAUGUGGAGCAAGAGAAUGUCCUUACAGCUGUGAGAAAGGCAUUUGAUGUCUUCCUCCUGCGGUAUCCCUACUGCUAUGGCUACUGGAAGAAGUAUGCAGAUAUUGAGAAAAAACAUGAAAAUUUACAAGUUGCAGAAGAGGUGUACAGAAGAGGCCUGACUGUUAUCCCUCUCAGUGUGGAUCUGUGGCUGCACUACCUCACCUACCUGAAAGAGAACUCAGAUCUUAAUGAUCCAGAGACAGAAGGACGCAUUCGAGCUUCCUAUGAACAUGCGGUGCUCGCAGCAGGGACCGAUUUUCGCUCAGACCGCCUGUGGGAGGCCUUCAUAAACUGGGAGACAGAGCAACAGAAGCUGGCAAAUGUCACUGCCAUCUACGAUCGUGUCUUGGGCAUCCCAACCCAGCUGUAUUCCCAGCAUUUCCAGAGGUUCAAAGAACACGUUCAGAACAACAACCCCAAACAUUUCUUGUCCGAAGAGGAGUUUCUUCAGCUGAGGCUCGAGCUCUCUAAAGCCAGUCUUUUGGCGAUGGUCGGUGACGGAGAAGAUGGAGAGGCACUUGCUACUCAGGAGGAGUUACCACCUGGUACAGAAGAUCUUGCGGAUCCUGCUAAGAGGGUGACAGAGAUUGAGAACAUGCGCCACAAGGUGAUCGAGGUCCGCCAGGAAGUGUUCAACCACAAUGAACAUGAAGUCAGCAAGCGCUGGGCCUUUGAGGAAGGGAUCAAGAGACCGUACUUCCACGUCAAAGCCUUAGAGAAAGCGCAGCUCACCAACUGGAACGAGUACCUGGACUUUGAAAUUGAAAAUGGGACUCCGGAGCGCGUGGUUGUUCUCUUUGAAAGAUGUCUCAUCGCUUGUGCACUCUACGAGGAGUUCUGGGCCAAGUAUGCAAAAUAUCUAGAGAGCUACAGCAUUGACGGUGUGAGACAUGUCUACAAGAAGGCUUGCACCAUCCAUCUGCCCAAGAAACCAUCCAUCCACCUGUUGUGGGCAGCCUUUGAGGAACAGCAAGGCAACGUAGAAGAGGCUCGUGACAUCUUGAAGUCCUUGGAGGCAUCAAUCCCAGGUCUGGCCAUGGUGCGUCUUCGGCGGGUCAGUCUGGAGCGUCGCCACGGAAACCUGGAGGCAGCUGAGGCAUUGUUGAGGGACGCCAUGGAGACGGCAAAAAAUUCAACUGAGACAACGUUCUAUGCUGUGAAGCUUGCCAGGCAGCUGAUGAAAGUGCAGAAAAGUCUGAGCAAGGCCCGGAAAGUGCUUCUAGAUGCUAUUGAAAAGGACCAGACGAGUCCAAAGCUUUAUCUGAACCUGCUGGAGCUGGAAUACAGUGGGGAUGUGACACAAAAUGAGGCUGAGAUCUUGGCUUGUUUCAACCGAGCCCUGCAAAGCUCCCUGCCCCUUGAAUCCCGCCUGCUCUUCUCCCAGCGCAAAGUCGAAUUCCUGGAAGACUUCGGCACUGACAUCAAUGCGCUUGUGGCUGCAUAUGAGGAGCAGCAGAAACUACAGAAAGAAAGUGAAGCAACAAAGAGGAAGGCUGAGAACGGCUAUGACAGCUCUCAAGAACCAGAUGCAAAGAGACAGCGUGUGGAUGAGGACCCUUCAGCAGCAGCAAGCGCAGUGACUGACAUGCAGGCAAACCCCUCUGCGUACAACUACAACUGGUACCAGCAGUAUGGUGGUUGGGGACAAAACUCCUGGGGUCAGUACGGCCAGUAUGGCCAGUAUAACCAGUACUACCCUCCUCCUCCUACAUGAUGCUCAGAAUCCAUAUGAAGACUUGGCAUCCUUCCUGACCGUUUUACAUCUUGGAACAGGACUUCUUAACAGGGUGUCAUGGAGAUUUCACUUCAACCACAGACUACAGAAGCUGGUUUAUUUGAUUUUUUUCCCCCUUAUGUUCUUUCUGGUUUACUGUGUGCUAAUCAGUUAAAUUUCUUAUUGUAGCCCUUGGUUGGAGUAUAUUUGGCCCUCCAUGGCAUAUUGUCAUAUUGACCUGACAUUUAUAUAUAUAUGAAAAAAUAAUUUCUACAUUCACCAUCUCUUGCACUGGCUUCUUCUUUUUGGGUUAAGUGCAUGUUAGUUGUGAAGGCACAUUUUCCCUGGUGUGAGAAAGACUUUAAUUUGUAGUUCUGAUGACUUAGUUUGGUCUCUUUCUUUGUGUUAAAGAUUUAAACUUGUGAAGGAGGCAUCCUUUAAUGCAUCUCUGAUUCAUGUUCCUAGACACAAAGAUUUUAAUAUUUCAUGAGUAUGUUUCCAUAAAGAGCAAUGAAGAGUCCUUUUUUUUUUUUUAUUUUGACCUGAUUUCAUAAUAAAGAGAUUGAUAUGC
This is a messenger RNA of Mugil cephalus (flathead mullet), 3064 nucleotides long. RefSeq names its product PRP39 pre-mRNA processing factor 39 homolog (yeast) (gene prpf39). The transcript is spliced from 15 exons. The coding region runs from base 145 to 2493 and encodes 782 amino acids. NCBI's taxonomy places the organism in Eukaryota, Metazoa, Chordata, Actinopteri, Mugiliformes, Mugilidae. Gene Ontology annotation, cellular component: commitment complex; U2-type prespliceosome; U1 snRNP. Gene Ontology annotation, molecular function: protein binding. Gene Ontology annotation, biological process: mRNA 5'-splice site recognition; RNA processing. The record is from RefSeq and is a predicted model, not a curated record.